Messenger RNA from Drosophila serrata, 2102 nucleotides. Its product is annotated as crystallomitin S-Lap2. Gene Ontology annotation, molecular function: metalloaminopeptidase activity; manganese ion binding. Lineage: Eukaryota; Metazoa; Arthropoda; Insecta; Diptera; Drosophilidae. The record is from RefSeq and is a predicted model, not a curated record. Gene Ontology annotation, cellular component: cytoplasm. Gene Ontology annotation, biological process: proteolysis.
CUCAGCGUAGAGAACUAGCAUAUUUGCGAAUCUCGAUGUGUAACUCUAGAAAGCUGUGCCAAAGCUGUCAGUGUCUAUACGACUAUACAAGAGGCUUCAGUAUUAGUUUAAUUCGUUAAUAGUCGGAACACGUACACUUUUCAAGUUAUUCUUGGUGAAAAAUUCGAUGAAAUAUUAAAAAGCGCCACAAAAAAUCGAAGUGCUAGUUAAAACUUUGUAGUAUCCUUUCGUAUUGAUUAAAGUCUAUUUUGGAUUCGAAAUGUUAAGGUUAACGCGCAACACACUCUCCCGGGCUUGCGGCCUCCGUCGUUCUAUCCGUUGGCCGGAGACCAAUUCCCGUAGGUACGCCUCGCAGGCAAUCAACCAGAUGCUGCAUUUGCAGCAGAUGGAAAUCUGCGCGGAUCCUCCAUCGCGUGGAUUGGUCAUAGGCGUAUUCGCGGACGAGGAAGACAAGAACGACGCCGGCAUCCUGACGCCCACAGGCUGGCGGUAUAACCUGCAGAAGACCAACGGCCGGUUGCUGGAGGUGCUUCGGAUGUCCGGACCCAUGCCAAAGCGAGGCGAGACCCGUCUGUUGUUCGCCAUCGAGCCAGAGCGCAUUCCCUACUACUCGGCGGUGGCGGUCAUUGGGCUAGGCAAAGAGUGUCUGGGCUACAAUCCCUACGAGGUGCUUGACGAACAGAAGGAGGCCAUACGACGCUCAGUGGCUGACGCUUGUCGCAUUCUCGCCGAACUGGACACGGACCGCAUUGAAGUAGAGAACUGCGGCCAUGCCGAAUCUGCGGCCGAAGGAGCUGCCCUAGGCAUCUGGAUCUACCAGGAGCUGCGAGAUCCCAAGCGGCGAAUUUCUGUACCCUCCAUCGACCUGUACGCUAACAAGGACGAGAUCUGUGACAUCGAGGGCUGGCGUAUCGGCCUGCAAAAGGCAGCCGCCCAGAACCUGACCCGCCAACUCCAGGAGAUGGCCUCAAACCUGCUCACUCCCACCGCCUUUGCCCAGAACGUCGUCGAGGUGCUCUGCAAGUCCGGUGUCAAUGUGGAGGUUAAGGUUGAGGGCUGGGCGGAGAGCCAGUCCAUGCACGCCUUCCUGGCCGUGGGAAAGGCCUCCUGCGAGCCCCCAAUCUUCCUUGAGCUGAGCUACUACGGCACCUGUGCCGAGGAGCGACCCAUCGUGCUGGUGGGUCAGGGCGUGACUUACGAUGCUGGUGGUCUUUGCCUGAAGGACAAGCAUGAACUCUUCCAUAUGCGAGGCGACAUGACCGGAGCAGCGGUGGUGGUGGCAACGUGUAGGGCGGUGGCUGGACUCAGAUUACCGGUGAACAUCCGCGGUCUAAUUCCCCUGUGUGAGAACGUCAUCGGCUGCAACUCCUUCCGGCCCGGCGACAUGGUCAAGUCCAUGAACGGUAAGACCAUCGAGGUUCAGUGCACGGAUCACGAGGAUGUCCUAGUGUUGGCCGAUGCACUGCUUUACGGACAGAACUUCUGUCCCAAGUGCAUCAUAGAUAUUGGCACCUGUUCGGGAUACAUGCGGCAGGCUCUGGACGAAGCCGCCUGCGGUGUGUUCACCAAUUCUGAAAUCCUGUGGCAGCAGAUCAAGCACGCGAGCAUGCACACUGGUGACCGCGUGUGGCGUCUUCCCUUGUGGAACUACUACAGCAAGGCGGUGCGAGCCGGACAGCGCAGUGAUGUCCAGAACUACGGCGUUGGCCGCGGUGGACGUCCUGCAAAGGCCGCUGCUUUCCUGCGCGAAUUCGUCCCCUGCGGCCAGUGGAUGCAUAUAGAUGCCACCAAUGUGAUGAUUACACGAGGAGACGAAUUUGAGUAUUUGCGCGAGGGCAUGGCUGGACGUCCCACAAGGACUCUCAUUGAGUUCAUUGCGCAGACGAUUUGUAAGGAUACGGCUCCAAAGAUGGGCAAGUGAUGCUCCUUCGAAUGGGGUUAUACUAGCACUUUCUGCAAGACCAGACGUACAUCAUGUUAUUUUACUGACUACUGACUACUGAGAAACCUAGAACAUUCAGAUUUUGUAAUUGGGACAACACGAUGUUAAAAUUACUUGGUUUUAAUGACAUAUAAAAAUCAAACAGUUAUAUAAAAAGUAA